Messenger RNA from Drosophila rhopaloa, 2790 nucleotides. RefSeq names its product fibrous sheath CABYR-binding protein. The coding region runs from base 378 to 1769 and encodes 463 amino acids. NCBI's taxonomy places the organism in Eukaryota, Metazoa, Arthropoda, Insecta, Diptera, Drosophilidae. The record is from RefSeq and is a predicted model, not a curated record. The transcript is spliced from 4 exons.
GCCGCGCCGCCACAAAUUGUGCAGCACUAGCAAGAAGCAGUUUAGUUACGUUUACUCCGUGCAGGCGCGUUAAAAUUGUAUUAAAAAGGCAAAAAGCGAGCGUUUCAGGCACUUAAAAUACUUGUAAAUCUUGGCUUAAAUUAUUUCGCAUAAUUAGUGAGAAAAUAGGCGGUUUUUUUCGUUCUCUAGCUCGCAAAAUCGGCAUUUGUAAACUUGCUUGUUCACGGUAUGCGAAGCGUGGCUGUGUCGAGUUACCUGUAAUUGUAGUUGUGUGCGCCUGUGAGAGAUUGGAGUAAACUCGCCAGCAAAGUCUGCAGUUUGGAAAGAUACAGCAAUUGCGAAAUACUUGAAGAUACUACUACAUCAUCUACUAAACAAUGUCGGAGGCAACAGUGGCCCAAAAGCCAGAGGUGGUGGAAAUAGAAGAGGGGGACGACAAGAAGACACCCAAGCGCACUCCCAAACGCCGCUCGUUCAUUGAGCGGGCGCAGCAGGAAAGCGAGGAGCUGGUGCGGACGAUGGGAGGCAGUCUGGAGUUGGCUGGAGGACGGCGGACGCGGUCCAGCACCCGAGGAACACCGACAAGGACCACGGAGACGGUGACGCCGCCGCCCAGCAAGAAGGCGCGCACAUCGCCAGCCUCGGCCACCAAGGCCAGCGCUGGAAAGGGACGCGGAGCACGCAAGCUGGAUGUGGGCGGUGAUGAUCCCGAACAAGAGCCGGAAAAGGUACAGACACCGGUCAAAGGAAAGGCCGCUACCAAGAAGGAGAAGAAGGAAGCAAAGAAGGAGGAAAAGGCGGAUGAACUAGAGGAGACGGAGAAAGAGGUCACUGAGCCAAAGGAGGAGGUCGCCAAGCCAGCCGAGACCGAAGACCAGCCGGAUGCUGUGCCUGCACUGGCGGAGGAAAAGCAGAACCAUGUCGAUGAAGUCAAACCAAGCACUGAACAGCCCGAGAAGUCAGCCGUAGAGGUGCCAAAACUCGAAGAGCCCACCAGCGAGGAUGCCUCUGAAAACGGUGCCGCCACAGACACCCCCGCUGCCCCCGAAGCGCCUGUUUCCGCCAUGGAUGUGGACGAAGAGGAGCCGGCUGUUGAAAGCACCCCUUUAGCUGCUAAGGAAUCUAAAAAAGUGGAUGAAAAGAAAUCAGAAAAGGCCGAGGAACCUACAGCAUCAGUUGUGGAGGAACCAAAGGUGCAAGCCGAGCCGGUCAAGGAAGCCUCACCAGAGCCCAUGGAGGUGGAUGCGAGUUCGAAGAGCAGUUCGGACACAGCUCAAGUAGAGACACCAGCCACCGAGGAGGUUUCCGCUCCUGAGCCAGAAGUAGCAGAAUCAAGCAAUGAUGUGGAGGAAGUGGCCACAGAGGUUAAGGAAACGGUACCUGAAGUCCCUGCUUCCGAAACCAAGGAAGAAGAAUCUGCGGAAGAGCCCAAGGAGUCUAGCAUACCGGUGACCGAGCCCAAGGAAGCCGACAGCAGCAAAGAGACCAAGGAGAUCUUGAGUUCUGCGGAACCCAAGGACGUGCAUAGCACUACGGAUGAGAGUGCCACGCCCGUUGUCGCCGAGGAUGCCGCCACCCCCACCACUAAUGAUGUCAGCAAGCCCGUCGGAACAGAUGCCACAGUGGGGAAGGCCGCGGAGAGUCCUGCUAAGGAGCCACAGGUCGUUAGCGAGGUCAAAAAGGCCGAAAUCAAUGUUAAUGGUGAGCCCAAGAUCGUCAACAGUUCCGCCGAAGUGGGCGAGAAUGUAACGCCAAAGGUCUGUAACUAGACCUAUUACACCACCGAUGGACAAUCAACAACUUCAAUGCGUUGCGGAUGUGUACAAAAAGCAUCUUCAACUCGCCCGCCGAGUUGGUCUGGAUGUUGCCAACUACAUGCAAACAUUUAAGAGUUCCCCCAAAUCACACAGCUACGAUUUUCUUUUUUAAUUGAUCACUUGAUUUCGUACACAAAAAAUACCUUCAUUUUGAUGAUAGUUUCGUGUCUUCCAGUAAUUGGUUGACGCGAGGGACGCCAUAGGUUGCAAUCGAUGCUGGACUUUCAAUGUUGCACUGUGUGCGUCAGCUAGACAGACAAGCAAAACAUGUAGGCAGUAGUUCCAAUCCCCAAACCACCAACCCACCCACACCCUCUUCCCCACAAAUACACAGCCAGAUUGUAAAAUUCAUCUUAAUAUAAUAUGUAUGUGGAUAAUUAAUCAAAUUGGAAUCAAACAAAUUAUACAUUGACGGAAAUGUAUGUAAAAUAGAUGUUUUUAAAUUUUAAGACAUAAUAUCCUUAAUUCUAAAACCAAUUGGACAAAACUCAAAACAUAAGCGACUAAAACGCGGAAAGAUUUUAACCAUUGUAACGCAAUACAAAUGAUCUGCGGCUUUAAGAUACGCCUAUGCAUGACUUUCACACAUUUUCAAUAUUUUUCACGUUUUUUUAAGCAUUUAGUCUCUGAUUUUUAAAGAGCCGAUUUGCAAUCGGUGACUACGGAUGAGCUCAUUGGGAACUGUUGUGCUAGGUAAAGGUCCCUUCCACGCGAUCACUCCUAACCGAAUUCGUAAAUACAUGAUAGAGUAAAGAUUUAACUUUUUCAAUGAAAAAACGAAAAACACAAAUUCUAAUAAUAAUAAUAAUGAUAAUAUAACAUAUAAUUACAGCAAAAGCGUAAAUUAGUUUUGGAAGCCGUUGCAACUGAAAUGAUAAGUCAGACCGUUUUUGUAUGUAGCUUAUCUUCUGUAUAAGGCAUUCUUCAUUUGAAUAUUCUUUUGUAAAUAAAUCUUAAAAAAUACAAGAGAAAA